Pectinophora gossypiella (pink bollworm) is the source of this 1527-nucleotide messenger RNA. It is a transcript of the gene Elav, whose product is annotated as ELAV-like protein 2. The transcript has a single exon. The record is from RefSeq and is a predicted model, not a curated record. Gene Ontology annotation, molecular function: RNA binding. Gene Ontology annotation, cellular component: ribonucleoprotein complex. Lineage: Eukaryota; Metazoa; Arthropoda; Insecta; Lepidoptera; Gelechiidae. Bases 43 to 948 code for a protein of 301 amino acids.
GUACAUUAUGGUCAAAUGUCAUUCACCGACAACAAUUAAAAAAUGUCGGAAUCGUGUCAAGACGGUAAUUGUCAUGGAAAUAACGAAUAUGGGCCUGACGAAUCACCCACCAAACUUAUCGUCAAUUACAUUCCUGAAGUCAUGACCCAGGAUAUGAUGUUCUCACUAUUUUCGACAAUGGGUAAACUGGAAAGUUGUAAAUUGAUAGCGAACAGAGGCUACGGCUUCGUGGAGUACUCUUGUCCGGAAGAUGCAAUCAAGGCUCGGAAGGCGUUCAAUGGGCUUCUGAUGCAGAACAAGACGUUGAAAGUAUCUCAUGCGUUGCUGAACCCUGAGUUGAAGCCUCCUUCAAAGCCGGAAGCCGACUGGAACCUUUACGUAUGUAACCUGCCUAACGAACUGACCUUGCAGGAUUUACAUGGACUAUUCGCACAAUUUGGUAAAAUAGUUAAUUCUCGUAUAGCAGCUGGUAUUGCCUUCGUCCUGUAUGAACAUCAAUAUGAAGCGGAAAGAGCCAUUGUCAAUAUAAAUGGCACCACGCCGCCUGGUUUCCUACAUCCACUAACUGUUAAGUAUGCUAAUAAGAGUAACCCUAAUAAACAUAAAAACAAUAACAAUAACUUUUCGAAAAACCCUCUGGUGAAACCAUACCAUUGGAUAAAUCAUAUGGGUGCUAUUGGGGACCAUAACUCCCCAAGCACAUGGUCUAUUUACAUAUACAAUAUAGCUCCGGAAGUGGAAGAACUAACUCUUUGGCAGCUAUUUGGUCCUUAUGGUGCUAUUGUGUCAGUUAAAAUUAUCAAAGACCAUCAAACUAAUAAGAGCAAAGGUUUUGGUUUUGUGACAAUGAGAAAUUACGAUCAAGCAGCAAUGGCAAUUCAAGCUUUGAAUGGCUAUGUUCUGCACGGCCAACCUCUCUCGGUUAGUUUCAAGACGCAAAAGAGAUAAUAUAAUAAUAAAAGACUUAUUAAUCUUUACAAUAUCAAUACAGUAAUAUUAGGCAAAAAGUACCUUAUCAUUGUUUGAUUGGCAUACUAAUAACAUGUGAAAUAGUUCCAGAUUCUAAUCCCACAUACAUACAGUAAACUACAGCCCAAAUUUUGAAAACUGUGACAAAUCCGACUUGUUAAAAAUAUUAUAUUACUUUGAGCUAUCAAGAUUGUUAAGUUUGUUUCUUAUUAUGGAUAAUAAUUUAUUCAGUUUGCUCGUUAAAUGUUUCAAGUUUACUAGAAGUUAAAGAUUGUAUUGAUGAUGAUUGUUGUUUGGAAGUUCAACGUCAGUUUAUAAGCUAUAUGCUUUCAUUAUUUUUAUCUAUUAUGUAAGUACCUAUAAUAAACAAUUUUAAAGCUUUUACAAGAUCUUACUAAUUGAUAAGCCACAUUGAGAUGUUUAAUCAGCUACUAGUUUUAGUUGUACACUUUUUAUAACAUGAUGUCUAUUUAGGUAGUAAAACGAAAUCUAGAUUAUAUCAUAUUUAUACAUUUAGUAUAAAAAUUUGCUGAAUUAAAGUUCAUUUUCACAAUUUUA